AUGCUGCUUCCUGUCUUCUUUGGGAUGCUGUGGGUGCUGGCUAAUGGGCGAUGGUGUGAAUGGACAGAGAUCAUCCACAUGGAGGAGGAAGUAGCUCCCCGGCAGGAGGACCUGGUGCCUUGUACCAGCCUCUAUCAUUAUAGCCGCUUAGGCUGGCGUCUGGAUCAGCCCUGGAGUGACCGUGCAGGGCUCUCUGAGUCCCCAGCGCCUGGGCUCUGUCCCAUCUACAAACCCCCUGAAACCAAGCCUGUCAUCCAGAACCGGACAGUGAGGGCUUGCUGCCCAGGCUGGGGGGGAACACAGUGCACUGAUGCCCUUGCUGACACUAGCCCUGAUGGCCACUGCUUUGCCACAUGGCAGUGUCAGCCUCUGGCAGGCUCAGCUAAUGCUUCAGCAGGAAGCCUAGAGGAGUGCUGUGCCCAACCCUGGGGACACAGCUGGCAGGAUAGCAGCUCCCAGGUCUGUCUCAAUUGCCCCAAGAGAUACCUUCCAGGCAAUGUUUCCUCUGUAGCCCUCCUGCAGCCCCUUGCAGGGGCUGUGGGCCAGCUCUGGAGCCAGCGCCAGCAGCCCUCAGCCACCUGUGCCACCUGGUCAGGCUUUCACUACCGUACCUUUGAUGGACGCCACUACCACUUCCUGGGUCACUGCACCUACCUGCUGGCGGGUGCUGCUGAUUCCAGCUGGGCUGUCCACCUGGGGCCUGGAGACAACUGCUCCCAGCCUGGGCACUGCCAGUUGGUCCGGGUGAUGAUGGGCUCUGAGGACGUGCUGAUCCGGGGUGGUGUCGUCUCUGUGAAGGGGCAGCUAGUACCUGAGGGGGAGUCACGGCUGCUCCAUGGGCUGAGCCUGCAGUGGCAGGGGGACUGGUUGGUGCUGUCUGGGGACCUGGGAGUCGUUGUGCGGCUGGACAGGUCCAGUUCAGUCUCAGUCUCCGUGGACCACGAGCUCCAGGGACGGACACAGGGCCUCUGUGGACUCUACAGUGGUCGGCAGGAGGAUGACUUCAUGGAGCCAGGGGGGAGGCUGGCUAUGCUGGCUGCCACCUUUGGAAAUUCCUGGAGACUCCCUGGCUCUGAGCCUGGGUGUCUGGAUGCAGUAGAGGCUGUCCAGGGCUGUGAGGGCCCCAUGGAGGGCGCAGAAGCAGGUAUGCAGCCUGGUCAGCUGCGGGCUGAGGCCCAGGACGUGUGCCACCAGCUACUGGAGGGUGCAUUCAGCCAAUGCCAUGCCCAGGUUCCCCCUGAUGAGUACCAUGAGGCCUGCCUCUUUGCCUACUGCACAGGAGCUACAGCGGGCAGCGGCCAAGAUGGCCGGCGGGAGGCUGUGUGCGCCACCUUUGCCAACUUUGCCCAGGCCUGCGCCAGGCAGCACAUUCACGUGCACUGGAGGAAGCCCGGCUUCUGUGAGCGCCUGUGCCCAGGAGGCCAGCUCUACUCCGACUGCAUCUCAUCCUGCCCAGCCAGCUGCUCCAUGGUGGGCCAGGGUGAGGAGGGGCCCUGUGGGGAAGACUGUGUGAGCGGCUGUGAGUGCCCACCAGGGCUUUUCUGGGAUGGCACCCACUGUGUACCUGCUGCCAGCUGCCCCUGCUACCACCGGCGCCAGCGAUAUGCCCCUGGCGACACCGUUCACCAGCGGUGCAACCCAUGUGUGUGCCAGGGUGGCCGCUGGCAUUGUGCUCAGGCCCCAUGCCCUGCUGAAUGUGCAGUAGGCGGUGACGGGCAUUACCUCACCUUUGAUGGACGGAGUUUCUCCUUCCGGGGUGGCUCAGGGUGCCGCUACAUCCUGGUGCAGGACCAUGCUCAGGAGCAGUUGCUGAUGGUGCUGGAGCAUGGGGCCUGCAACUCUGGGAGCUGCCUCCAUGCCCUCUCUGUCUACCUGGAGGACACCCACAUCCAGCUCCGACACUCAGGAGCUGUGCUGGUGGACGGGCAGGAUGUGAGUGUGCCCUGGACUGGCACUGCAGGCCUCCAUGUCUCCCAAGCCUCUUCCACCUUCCUGCUGCUGCACUGGUCUGGGGCCCAGGUCCUCUGGGGAGUGGCCGACCCUGCAGCCUACAUCACCCUAGACCCCCGCCAUGCCCACCAGAUGCAAGGACUAUGUGGCACCUUCACCUGGAACCAGCAGGACGACUUCCUGACACCGGCUGGUGAUGUGGAGACCAGCAUUGCUGCCUUUGCUAGCAAGUUCCAGGUGGCAGAUGGUAGCGGGUGCCCUCCAGGGGAUAGUGCUCUGCUCUCCCCCUGCAGCACCCACUCCCAGAGCCUGGCUUUUGCAGAGGCAGCCUGUGCCAUCCUGCAUGGCCCGGCCUUCCAGGCAUGCCACAGGCUGGUGGACAGGGAGCCCUUCCAGCUGCGUUGCUUGGCAGCUGUGUGUGGCUGUGCCCCUGAGAAGGAUUGCCGGUGCCCAGUGCUCUCUGCCUAUGCACGCCGCUGUGCCCAGGAGGGUGCCCUGCUGCUCUGGAGGAACCAGACCCUCUGCCCUGUCCCAUGUCCUGAUGGCCAGAUGUACCAGGAGUGUGCCCCAGCAUGUGGUCAUCACUGCGGGGAGCCAGAGGAUUGUGACAAGCUGGGCAGCUGUGUGGCUGGCUGUAACUGCCCCCCAGGGCUGCUGUGGGACCCUGAGGGCCAGUGUGUGACCCCCAGCUUGUGCAUCUGUCAGCUUGGAGACCGUCGCUAUACCCCUGGCAGUGUCACCCUAAAGGACUGCAACCACUGUGUCUGCCAGGAGAGGGGCCUCUGGAACUGCACGGCUCACCACUGCCCCCCACAGCGGGCCUUCUGUCCCUGGGAGCUUGUCUAUGCCCCCGGCGCCUGCCUCCUCACCUGUGACAGCCCUAGUGCUAACCACUCCUGCCCUGCGGGCAACACUGAUGGCUGUGUCUGUCCCCCGGGCACUGUGCUGCUGGAUGAACACUGUGUGCUUCCUGACCUCUGUCCCUGCCAUCAUAGUGGCCAGUGGUACCCGCCUAAUGCCACCAUCCAGGAGGACUGCAAUAUUUGUGUGUGCCAGGGCCGGCAGUGGCACUGCACAGGCCAGCGGUGCAGCAGGUGGUGCCAGGCAUUGGGCGCCCACCACUAUGUGACAUUUGAUGGGCUGUCCUUCACCUUCCCUGGGGCCUGUGAGUAUCUGCUGGUGCGAGAGGCUGGUGGCCGCUUCAGCGUCUCUGCUCAGAACCUGCCCUGUGGGGCCAGUGGCCUCACCUGCACCAAGGCCCUGACUGUGCGUCUGGAGAGCACUGUUAUCUACAUGCUCAGAGGCCGGGCAGUGACAGUGAAUGGGUUGCCCAUAAAACCCCCCAAGAUCUACUCAGGCCUUGGCUUGGGCCUGCACCAUGCUGGCCUCUUCUUGCUGCUGACGACACGCCUGGGCCUCAGCCUGCUCUGGGAUGGAGGUACCCGGGUACUGGUGCAGCUCUCCCCCAACUUCCGUGGUCGUGUGGCUGGCCUGUGUGGAGACUUUGAUGGUGAUGCCAGCAAUGACCUGAGGAGCCGCCAAGGAGUCCUGGAGCCCACAGCUGAGCUGGCAGCCCACUCCUGGCGCCUCAAUCCCUUGUGCCCCGAGCCGGGAGACCUACUGCAUCCCUGCACUGUCAAUGCCCACCGGGCAGCCUGGGCCCGGGCCCACUGUGGGACGAUGCUGCAGCCGCUGUUUGCCCGAUGCCACGCAGAGGUGCCCCCGCAGCAGCACUAUGAGUGGUGUGUGUACGAUGCCUGCAGCUGUGAUUCGGGGGGUGACUGUGAGUGUCUCUGCUCGGCCAUUGCCACCUAUGCGGAUGAGUGCUCCAGGCAUGGGCACCAUGUGCGCUGGCGCAGCCAGGAGCUCUGCCCCCUACAGUGCGAAGGGGGACAGGUGUAUGAAGCCUGUGGCCCCGUGUGUCCCCCCACCUGCCCUGAUCACCGUCCUGCACCUGGAUGGCACUGCCAGGCUGUCACCUGUGUGGAGGGCUGCUUCUGCCCCUCGGGGGCUCUGCUGCAUGGAGGAGACUGUGUGGAGCCAGCUGCCUGUCCCUGUGAGUUCGAUGGUAGCUUCUUCCCACCAGGGACAGUGCUGCAGAAGGACUGUGGAAACUGCACAUGUCAGGACAGUCAGUGGCAUUGCGGGGGUGACAGCCCCUUCUGUGAGGAGCUGGUACCUCAGUGUGCAGAAGGAGAGGCUCAAUGCCAGGACAGUGGACACUGUGUGCCACAUGAGUGGCUUUGUGACAAUCAGGACGACUGUGGUGAUGGCUCAGAUGAGGAGGGCUGUGCCACCCCAGGCUGUGAGCAGGGCCAGAUGUCUUGCCGCUCUGGGCACUGCGUUUCCCUGGCCCUGCUCUGUGAUGGGCAGGACAAUUGUGGAGAUGGCACAGAUGAACAGGGCUGCCUGUGCCCCUCUGAUGCAAUGACCUGUGCUGAUGGGCGCUGUCUGCCCCUGGCUCUGCUGUGUGAUGGGCACCCCGACUGUCUGGAUGCUGCUGAUGAGGAGUCCUGCCUGGGGCAGGUGAGCUGCAUCCCUGGGGAGCUGUCCUGCCUCGAUGGCUCCUGUGUGGGGGCCUUCCAGCUGUGUGACGGCGUCUGGGACUGCCCAGAUGGAGCUGACGAGGGGCCUGGACACUGCCCCCUGCCUUCUCUGCCCAUGCCUCCUUCUGGCACCAUACCUAGCCCCUUCACGGGCUCCCUGGAAAGUGCUCAAAGUCCCCUGGGCAGUGCCAGCCCUGCGCCCUGCAGCCCCUCGGAGUUCGCUUGUAGCAGCGGUGAGUGCGCCCCCCGUGGCUGGCGCUGCGACCAGGAGGAAGACUGCGCUGACGGCAGCGAUGAGCUGGGCUGCACGGAGCCCUGUGCGCCGCAUCUCGUGCUCUGUGCCCGUGACAGCUCCCACUGCUUGUCCCUGGGCCAGCUGUGCGAUGGCGAGCCCCAGUGCCCAGACGGCUGGGACGAGAGUCCAGAGACCUGUGGGGGGCUGCCAGCUCCAGGAGACCACAAUGGGACAGGGGUCCCCUGCCCAGAAUACUCAUGCCCCAAUGGCAUCUGCAUUGGCUUCCAGCAGGUGUGUGAUGGGCAGCCUGACUGUGAAACUGCCCUGGGGAAGGCAGAGCGCUCCCCUGAGGAGCAGGCUUGUGGGGUCUGGGGACCCUGGAACCCGUGGGAGCCAUGCAGUCAGACCUGUGGGUCUGGGGUACAAAGCCGAAGUCGUCACUGCUCCCCACCUGGACUCCCAGUGCUGCAGCGCUGCCUGGGCCCUGAGCACCAGUCUCAGGCCUGCUUUGCCAAGGCCUGCCCAGUGGACGGUGUGUGGGGCUCCUGGUCUCCCUGGUCCCCGUGCUCUGAGUCAUGUGGGGGCACCAUGAUGCGGCAGCGGCAGUGUCACCCUCCCCAGAAUGGGGGCCGGGCCUGUGCCCUGCUGCCUGGGGACCCUCCCAGCAUCCAAGAGACCAAGCCUUGCCCUCAGGAUGGCUGCCCCAACGCCACCUGCUCUGGGGAGCUGGUGUUCUGGCCCUGUGCCCCCUGUCCUCUGACCUGUGACGAUGUCUCUAGCCAGGCUACGUGCCCGCCUGAGCAGCCCUGCAGCAGCCCAGGUGCGGGGGCUCUGGGCCUAUGGUCUGAGGCAACUAUGCUACAUAUCAACACUUACCCUGCCACUUCCUCAGGUUGCUGGUGCCCUGAAGGGCAGGUGCUGGGCAACGAAGGGCAGUGCAUGUGGCCCCAGCAAUGCCCCUGCCUGGUGGAUGGUACCCACUACUGGCCUGGGCAGCAAAUCAAGGCUGGCUGCCAGCUCUGUGUCUGCCAGGAUGGGCGGCCCCGGCGCUGCAGACCCAACCCAGACUGUGCUGUGAACUGUGGCUGGUCCUCCUGGUCCCCCUGGGCUGAGUGCCUGGGCCCCUGUGGGAGCCAGAGCAUCCAGUGGUCCUUCCGGAGCCCCAACAACCCCCGCCAGUCUGGCCGAGGUCGCCAGUGCCUUGGCAUCCACCGCAAGGCCCGCAGGUGCCAGAUGGAGCCAUGCCAGGGCUGUGAGCAGCAGGGCCACGUGAGGCGUGUGGGGGAGCGCUGGCGCAGGGGUGCCUGUGAGGUGUGCCAGUGUCUGGACUCUGGCACCGUGCACUGUUCCCCCUACUGCCCGCUGGGCAGCUGCCCCCAGAGCUGGGUCCUGGUGGAAGGAGUGGGAGAAUCAUGCUGCCACUGUGCCCUGCCUGGAGAGAACCAGACAGUACCCACCAUGGCCACUGCAGCCCUGGCUCCAGCCUCCACCUCUCAGAUUGGAUCUGCUCUGAUCACCUACGUUCUGCCCCCACUGGGAGAUUCCUGCUAUGCGCCCCUGGGCCUGGUCCAACUACCCAAGGGCAGCCUGGGGACAUCAUCCCCACAGCCGGAGCACCCCACCUACAUGGCUUUCCUGGGGCCUCCCAUGGAAGACCAAGACCCUGGGGAGGACACUCGUGCCGAGCAGCACCCCCAGCCUCCCUAUCUACACCUGGACCUGCUGUGGGCUCGGAACCUCACUGGCAUCAUGGUGCAGGGGACCCAGUCCUCUGAUGCUCGUAUCCCCAGCUUCUCCCUCCAGUUCAGCAGUGAUGGUCUACACUGGCAUGAGUAUCAUGCCAUCCUGCCUGGCACUCUGCCUGUACCCAAGCCUUUCCCUGGGAGCUGGGCCAAUGUGGCCCCCAAAGUAUGGACAUUUGACCGGAUGGUCCAGGCGAGGUACGUAAGGGUUGGGCCACACCCCAGCCACCACAGUGAAGUCAGCCACCGCACCUUCCAGUGGGCAGAGCUGCUGGGCUGUGGGCCAGUGUCCCCAAUGGCAAACCAGUGCCCAGGAGCCAGGCUCCACUGUGCCAGCGGGGAGUGUGCUCCAAGUGGGGGGCGCUGCAAUGGAGCUGCAGACUGCAAGGAUGGCUCUGAUGAGGAGGGCUGUGAGCCCCUGCCUGCAGGAACUGGAGGAGUCCAUCCCACAGCCAGGACCCUAGUUCUCUCUUCCACCGAGCCCCAGGAGGGUCUGGCAGAGACCGGAUAUUGGCAUCCCAAGCAGAGGUACCCUGCAACUUCUGGGGAGGAGAGGCCAGGGAGUCCUGUUGCAGCCUCUGAGUCUCCUCACACUAGUUCUGGGGAACCCACCACCUCCAUACCCCACCUUGGGGCCUUGAGCUUGCAACCAGGAAUGGCAGCUGUGACUGUACUCCCCAUACACCCAGUGAUGCCGGUGACUCCUGCUGGCCACAGCAUCACCUCCAAGCCCUUCCCACCUGUGCGGUGCAAUUCUGGGCAGGUGGCCUGCAAGGUGCUGGGCUGUGUGGAGUGGGUACAGCUCUGCGAUGGCAAGGAAGAUUGCCUGGAUGGCUCUGAUGAGCAGCACUGUGUGAGUGCAGAGCCCUUCACAGUGCCUGCCACUGUGCUUCCUGGGCUGCCGGGUUCGAGGGCACUCUGCUCGCCAAACCAGCUGCACUGUAGCAGCGGAGAGUGUCUGCCCGCUGAGUGGCGGUGCAAUCUGCACCCCGACUGCCAGGAUGGCUCAGAUGAGGACAACUGUGUGGACUGUGUGCUGACACCCUGGUCUAGCUGGAGUGGCUGCAGCCGCAGCUGUGGCCUGGGCUUCACCUUCCAGCGGCGGGAGCAGCUGCGGCCUCCCCUGCCCGGGGGGAGCUGCCUGAUGGACCAGCUGCGCAGCCAGCCCUGCUUUGUGCAAGCCUGCCCAGUGGCUGGGGCAUGGGCAGAGUGGGAGACUUGGGGGCCCUGCAGUGUCUCCUGUGGGGGUGGCCACCAGAGUCGCCGGAGGAGCUGUGUGGACCCUCCACCCAAGAAUGGUGGUGAUGCUUGUCCUGGGGCUUCCCAAGAGUGGGGGCCCUGUGGCUUGCAGCCCUGUUCAGGUGACACAGACUGCGGGCCAGGCCGUGUGCAUGUGAAUGUGGAGCUAUGCCAGGAGGGGCUGGUGCCCUUGUGCCCACCCUCCUGCCUGGACCUCAAGGCCUCAAGCUGCACUGGGCAGUGUGUGGAGGGAUGCCGCUGUCCCCCGGGGCUCCUUCUCCAUGACUCUCACUGCCUGCCGCUCUCCGAAUGCCCCUGCCUUGUGGGUGAAGAGCUGAAGCAGCCAGGGUCGUCCUUCCUGAUGGACAACUGCAGCCGCUGCGUUUGCGAGAAGGGUGAACUGCAGUGUGAACCGAGUAGUUGUCCACAGCCCUGCGGCUGGUCAGCCUGGUCCCCCUGGGCUCCCUGUGACCAAUCCUGUGGUCUUGGAGUAAAGGCCAGGUUCAGGUCUCCUUCCAACCCUCCUGCAGCUUUCGGAGGUACCCCCUGUGAAGGUGACAGUCAGGAGCUGCAGGCCUGUUACACAGAGUGUGGUACAGAGGCACUGGGCUGGACGCCCUGGACACCCUGGUCCCCCUGCUCCCAGAGUUGCCUUGUACCUGGAGGAGGCCCCAGCUGGCAGCGGCGUUUCCGGCUCUGCCCUGGCCCCAAGGAUGCCUGCCAUGGAGAGGCAAUUCAGGAGGAGCCCUGCAGCGCCCCUCUGUGCCCAGUGCUAAGCAGCUGGGGUCUGUGGGCUUCCUGGUCCGCCUGCUCAGUGUCUUGCGGUGGAGGUGUGCAGUUCCGUGGGCGCAGCUGCAAUGGUCUGGCUCCUGGACACUCCGUGUGCCAGGGACCCCACGGUCAAACCAAGGACUGCAACACACAGCCCUGCACAGCUCAGUGCCCCAGCGACAUGGUGUUCCGCUCAGCAGAACAGUGUCACCAGGAGGGAGGUCCAUGCCCUCGGCUGUGCCUAGCACAGGACCCUGGGGUGGAGUGCAUGGGCAAUUGUGCCCCCAGCUGUGCCUGCCCCCUUGGCCUCUUUCUGUACAACACCAGCUGCCUGCCCCGCACUCAGUGCCCCUGCCAGCUGCAUGGGCAGCUCUAUGCACCCGGAGCGGUGGCUCACCUGGACACCUGUAACAACUGCACUUGUGUCUCUGGUGAGAUGGUAUGCACCUCGGAUCCCUGCCCAGUAGCCUGUGGCUGGAGCCCCUGGACCCCAUGGAGUCUCUGCAGCCGCAGCUGUGAUGUGGGCAUUCAGCGACGCUUCCGUACAGGCACCGCACCCCCAGCUGCCUUUGGAGGUGCUGAGUGCCAGGGCCCUGACAUGGAAGCUGAAUUCUGCAGUCUUCAGCCAUGUCAAGGUCCUGGUGGGGUAUGGGGUCCCUGGACUCAGUGUUCCGUGCCCUGUGGUGGUGGCUAUAGGAACCGCACCCAAGGCAGUGGCCCACGCAGCCCUGUGGAGUUCUCCACCUGCAGCCUACAGCCCUGUGCAGGGCCAGUGCCUGGUGUAUGUCCCAGGGGACAGCAGUGGCAGGCCUGCGCUCAGGGCCCUGCCUCCUGUGCGGAGCUCAGUUCCCCACAGUGGACUAACCAGACCUGCCACCCUGGCUGCUACUGCCCAUCCAGCAUGCUCCUGCUGAACAGUGUGUGUGUGCCCGCCCAGGACUGCCCCUGUACCCACAGGGGCCGCCUUCACCCUCCAGACAGUGCUGUGCUGAGUCCAUGUGAAAACUGCUCCUGUGUCUCUGGGGUCAUCACCAACUGCACAGCCAGGCCUUGUGAGGAGGGCCAGCCCAAAUGGUCACCCUGGACCCCCUGGAGUGAAUGCUCAGCCUCCUGUGGCCCUGCCCGACGCCAGCGGCACCACUUCUGUCCCAGCACCCCCAGCGUGGCGCCCCUCUCAGCUGCCCCUACACCCCUCUGCCCAGGACCAGAGGCCGAGGAGGAGCUGUGCCUCUUGCCUGCCUGUGAUCGAGAAGGGGGUUGGGGGCCUUGGGGACCCUGGUCCAGCUGCAGUCGGAGCUGUGGAGGAGGCCUGCACAGCCGGACCCGAGCCUGUGACCAGCCGCCACCUGAGGGCCUGGGACUUUUCUGCGAGGGGCCUCAGGCGCAGGGGGAAACCUGCCAGGCUCAGCCAUGCCCAGUGACCAACUGCACAGCCAUCGAAGGGACUGAGUACAGCUCCUGUGGCCCUCCCUGCCCCCACUCCUGCGAUGACCUCACGCACUGUGUUUGGCGCUGUCAGCCAGGCUGCUACUGCCCUCCGGGCCUGGUGCUGAGUGCUGAUGGGACCAUCUGUGUGAAGCCCAGUCACUGUGGCUGCCUGGACCUGCUGACUGGGGAGCGGCACCGUCCAGGUGCCCAGUUGGCCAGGCCUGAUGGCUGCAACCACUGCACCUGCUUGGAGGGGAGGCUCAACUGUACCGACCUGCCCUGCCCAGUUCCCGGAAGCUGGUGCCCGUGGUCAGAGUGGACAGCGUGCUCCCAGCCCUGCAGGGGCCAGGUGCGGACCCGCUCCAGGGCCUGUGCCUGCCCUGCUCCUCAGCACGGUGGUGCUCUGUGCCCUGGGGAGGCAGGGGCUCAGCGACAGAGGGAGGCCUGCCCCAGCUCCACCACAUGCCCAGUGGAUGGAGCCUGGAGCCCUUGGGAACCAUGGUCUUCCUGCGAUGUGUGUGUGGGGCAGUCCUAUCGGAGGCGAACGUGCACCCAGCCACCCAGCUCUGAGGGAGGCAGACCGUGCGCUGGGGCCCAUGAGCAGAGUCGUCCAUGUUGGGACAAUUCCACAGAGUGCACAGACUGUGGAGGUGGCCAGGAUCUUCUGCCCUGUGGACGCCCUUGUCCCCACUCCUGCCGGGACCUGUCCGCAGGCAGUAUGUGCCAGACUGGCCCCACGGGGUGCCAGCCCAGCUGCGGAUGUCCCCCGGGCCGGCUCACCCAGGACGGGCUCUGUGUGCUCCCAGUCCACUGCCGCUGCCAGUACCAGCCUGGAGCCAUGGGGAUCCCUGAGAACCACAGCCGGUCAGCAGCGUCUGGGCUCAGCUCUUGGGAGAGUCUGGAACCUGGGGAGGUAGUGACUGGGCUGUGUGACAACUGCACCUGUGUGGCGGGCAUCUUACAGUGCCAGGAGGUGCCCAGCUGCCCUGGCAUUGGCGUGUGGGGGUUCUGGGGCCCCUGGGAGGACUGCAGCGUUUCCUGUGGGGAAGGGGAGCAGCUGCGCUCUCGGCUCUGUCCCCGACCCCCCUGCCCUGGACUGGCCCGGCAGAGCCGUACCUGCCACACCCAGGUCUGCACAGAGGCAGGCUGCCCAGCUGGCCGUCUGUACCGUGAAUGCCAGCCCAGUGAUGGAUGCCCCUUCUCCUGCGCCCACAUCAUGGGGCAGGUGGCCUGCUUCUCCAACAGCUGUGAAGAGGGCUGCCACUGUCCUGAGGGAACCUUCCAGCACCGUGCAGCCUGUGUCCAGGAGUGCCCCUGUGUGCUGACAGCCACGCUGCUGCACGAGCUGGGAGCCACCAGCACUGAGUCUGGGAUGUCCCCACCCUUUCUGGGAGAGGAGGGUCAGUACUUUGGGCCUGGAGUUGAGUUGGACCCAGGCCAGACAUUUCAAAUCGGCUGCAGCAACUGCUCCUGUGUGCAUGGAAAGCUGUCCUGCUCCCCAAACAACUGCUCCCAGGUUGAGGGUGGCUUCAGCGCCUGGGACUCAUGGGGCCCAUGGGGCCCAUGCUCCCACUCCUGUGGUCAGCUGGGGACCCGCACCCGCAUCCGUCAGUGCAUGCACCCCACGCCUGCUCCUGGAUGGCAGGACUGCCUGGGGCCCAGACAGGACCUGGAGGACUGCUACAACCCAGACUGCCCUGGAGCUGAAGGGUCCAUAAUGGAGCCAGUGACAGCCCUUCCAGGUGGCUGGGGUCUGUGGUCUCCAUGGUCCCCCUGCUCCCGCAGCUGCACUGACCCUGCUCACCCUGCAUGGCGCAGCCGCCUGCGCCCUUGCCUGGCUAACUGUACUGUUGGGGAGCCAGCACAGGAGCGUCCCUGCAACCUGCCAUCCUGCACAGAGCUGUCCCUGUGCUCUGGCCCUGGCUGUGGGCCAGAGAACUGUUCCUGGACCCCCUGGGGCCCGUGGGAGCCGUGUUCCCGCAGCUGUGGGGUGGGCCAGCAGCGUCGCCUGCGGGCGUACCAUCCCCCCAGGCCUGGUGGACACUGGUGCCCAGACAUCCUUACAGCCUACCAGGAGCGCCGCUUCUGCAACCUGCGUGCUUGCCCAGUGCCAGGGGGCUGGUCACGCUGGAGCCCCUGGUCCUGGUGUGACCGAAGCUGUGGAGGGGGACGAUCUCUGAGGACCCGGAGCUGCCUGAGCCCCCCACCCAAAAAUGGGGGUGCCUCCUGUGCCGGAGAGCGGCAUCACACACGGGUCUGCAAUGCCCUGCCCUGUGAGGAGGACUGCCCAGCAGGCAUGGAGCUGGUGAACUGUGCCAACUACUGCCCGCGCCGCUGCUCAGACUUGCAGGAUGGAGUAGUGUGUGAGGAUCAUCAGGUCUGCCAGCGAGGCUGUCGGUGUCCUGAGGGGUCCCUGGAGCAGGAUGGCAGCUGUGUGCCACUUAGGCACUGCGAAUGCACAGAUGCCGAUGGCCGCAGCUGGGCCCCAGGAAGCCUGCACCAAGAUGCCUGUAAUAACUGCUCCUGCCAGGCUGGGCGCCUCUCCUGCACGGCCUUGCCCUGCCCACCACCUGCCCACUGUGCCUGGAGCCGCUGGUCAGCCUGGAGUCACUGCAGCCAUUCAUGUGGACUGGGAGGACAGCAAAGCCGCUUCCGGUCCUCUACAUCGGGCUCAUGGGCCCCAGAGUGCCGAGAGGAGCAGUCCCAGAGCCAGCCAUGCCCACAACCACCAUGCCCACCCUUGUGCCUGCAGGGUGCCCUCCCCCGAAGCCUAGGGGACAGCUGGCUUCAGGGAGAGUGUCAUCAGUGCUCCUGCACUCCGGAAGGCGUGAUCUGUGACACCACCAAGUGUGCAGCGCCCAGUGGCUGGACACUGUGGUCUCCUUGGUCGGACUGCCCUGUCUCCUGUGGAGGUGGACACCAGGUCCGCACUCGGACUUGCAUGGUGUCAGUCCCUCAGCGCAGUGAGCCACCCUGCUUGGGCUCUGACACUGAGACCCAGUACUGUGGGCAGCAGCCGUGUCUUCCGUUGCUGGACGUCUGCUCCUGGGGCCCAUGGGGGCCCUGUUCUCAUACUUGUGGCCCAGGCCUGACCUCCCGCUCUGGCUCCUGCUCCUGCCUGCUGGCCAAGGCUGACUCCAUGUGCAACGGCACAGUCACACACCUGGAGACCCAGGCCUGCUACCCGGGGCCCUGCCUGGAGGAGUGUGUGUGGAGUAGCUGGAGCAGCUGGACACGCUGCUCCUGCCAGGUGCCUGUGCAGCAGCGCUACCGCCACCAGGGACCAGCAUCUGGACGGGCCACUGAGGGACCCCUCUGCACACGACUGGAUGGCCACUUUCGGCCAUGCUCCAUUGGCAACUGCUCAGAGGACAGCUGCAUGCCUCCCUUUGAGUUCCAGGCCUGCGGCUCUGCCUGUGCUGGGCUCUGUGCCACACACCAGAGCCUUCAGCUCUGCCAGGACCUGCCACCCUGCCAGCCUGGCUGCUACUGUCCCAAGGGGCUGCUGGAGCAGGCAGGUAGCUGUGUUCCCCCAGAGCAGUGUAACUGCCGGCUCACCUCAGGAGAGGGAGGUGAGGUGACCUUGAGCCCUGGGGAACAUCUGCAGCUGGGUUGUAAGGAAUGUGAGUGCCAACAUGGAGAGCUGCAAUGCACAAGCCAGGGAUGUAAAGGUCUUCUGCCGCUGAGCGACUGGUCGGAGUGGUCACCCUGUGGACCCUGCCUGCCCCGAAGUACCCUGGCCUCUGCCUCCAGGGCCGCUCUGGAGGAGCGCUGGCGUCUGAACACAGCAGGCUUCUCUCCAACCUCGGCCCCAUUGCUGGCUUCAGAGCAGUAUCGCCACCGCCUCUGUCUGGACCCUGAGACAGGGUGGCCCUGGGCUGGAGACCCUCACCUGUGCACUGCACCCCUUAGCCAGCAACGCCUCUGCCCUGACCCUGAAGCCUGCCUUGACCCAUGUCAGUGGAGUUCCUGGGGCCCCUGGAGCCCCUGCCUGGUGCCCUGCAGUGGGGGAUUCCGGCUGCGCUGGAGAAAGGCAGGGAGCCCUCUUUCAAGAGCCUGCCGGGGUCCAUGGGCUCAGACUGAGAGCUGCAAUAUGGAGUCCUGCCCAGCACAGAGCUGUGAGACCCGGGGCACCGUGCUCACCCCUGACUGUGCCAACCAGUGCCCUCGUACCUGUGCCGACCUCUGGGACCACGUACAGUGUCUGCAGGGACCCUGCCAUCCAGGCUGCCGCUGUCCCCCAGGCCAGCUGAUACAGGAUGGGCACUGUGUGCCCAUCUCCUCCUGCCGCUGUGGCCUCCCCAGUGCCAAUGCCUCCUGGGAGCUAACCCCAGCUCAGGUGGUGCAGCUGGACUGCCACAACUGCACCUGUGUAAAUGGGUCCCUGGAGUGCCCACGUCUUGAGUGCCCUCUCCUGGGCCCUUGGUCAGCCUGGAGCAGGUGCUCAGCUGUCUGUGGUGGGGGCAUCUCAGAACGCCAUCGGAACUGCAAGGAGCAUCCCGGGGCAGCACCAUGCCAGGCACAGGACACAGAGCAACAGCAAGAGUGUAACCUGCAGCCCUGCACAGAGUGUCUUCCUGGGCAGGUGCUCAGCACCUGUGCCACCUCCUGCCCAAGGCUCUGCUCGCACCUGCAGCCUGGUGCCGUCUGUGUGCAGCAACCCUGCCAGCCUGGAUGUGACUGCCCUGAGGGGCAGCUGCUGCACAGUGGCACAUGUGUGCCCCCUGCUGCCUGCCCCUGUACCCAGCGCUCCCUGCCCUGGGGCCUCAGCCUGACUGAUGAAGAGCUGGUUCGGGAGCUGCCCCCAGGGACUGUGCUCCACCAGAAUUGCACCCGCUGUGUCUGCCAAGGUGGCACCUUCAAUUGUUCCCUUGCUGACUGCCCGGAGUGUCCCCCUGGGGAAAGGUGGCAGCAGGUGGCCCCAGGGGAGCAGGGGCCCUGUGAGUGGACGUGCCAGGAGACAAAUGCCAUAGCAGCUCAGAGCAACUGCAGUGUAGCGCAGGCCCCCGGCUGCGUGUGCCAGGAAGGAUACUUCCGCAGCCAAGCAGGUCCCUGCGUCCCCGCAGACGGCUGCGAGUGCUGGCACCUUGGGCAUCUCCACUUGCCCGGGUCUGAAUGGCAGGAGGGCUGUGACAGAUGUCGCUGCCUGGGAGGCACAAGUGUUUGUACCCAACUCUGCCCUCGCCUCACCUGCGCUCAGGGUGAGGCGCUGGUGCAGGAGCCAGCGAGCUGCUGUCCCAUUUGCCGGCAGGAGACUCCCGAGAAACAGCCAGCCUCCUGCCGGCACCUCACCGAGCUUCGAAACCUCACCAAGGGGCCCUGCCACCUGGACCAGGUGCAAGUGAGCUACUGCAGUGGGCACUGCCAGUCCAGCACCAACGUCAUGACUGAGGAACCGUACCUGCAGAGCCAGUGCGACUGCUGCAGCUACCGCCUAGACCCGGAUAGCCCCGUGAGGAUCCUGCACCUGCGCUGCCCCGAUGGCCGCACGGAGCCCGCAGUGCUGCCGGUGAUCCACAGCUGCCAGUGCAGCGCUUGCCAGGGUGGGUCAGGGUGGGUCUGGGGGAUCCCGGGGGCGGGCUACAUGGAGGGCAAGGCUUGAGUAGGCACGGGAAGG
Messenger RNA from Cavia porcellus (domestic guinea pig), 15528 nucleotides. It is a transcript of the gene Sspo, whose product is annotated as SCO-spondin. Gene Ontology annotation, molecular function: protein binding; peptidase inhibitor activity. The record is from RefSeq and is a predicted model, not a curated record. Lineage: Eukaryota; Metazoa; Chordata; Mammalia; Rodentia; Caviidae. Bases 1 to 15513 code for a protein of 5170 amino acids. Gene Ontology annotation, cellular component: extracellular matrix. The transcript is spliced from 101 exons.